Molecule: messenger RNA, 528 nt
Organism: Neltuma alba
Lineage: Eukaryota; Viridiplantae; Streptophyta; Magnoliopsida; Fabales; Fabaceae
Exons: 2
Coding region: 1-528 (175 amino acids)
Source: RefSeq, a predicted model, not a curated record
AUGAUCGACUUGGAUUUCCAUGGCCCACGGUUUACUUGGAAUAGGGGAAAUAGUCAAAGCCGGUUGGACUGUGUCCUGGUGAAUGAUGGUUGGCAUGCUACCUUUCCUCAUGCAAAGAAUUGGGUAAAACUGCCAAAUUGGACCUCUUCUGUUUCCUCAUUCACUGAGAAACUGAGACAGUGGGAUAGGGAAGUUUAUGGCAACAUAAAUAGGAAGAAAGAUCAUCUUUAUAGGCAGUUAGACGACUUGAACAGGAAAAUAGCAGCUAUAGGAUGGAGUGAGCAUCUUGAGAAGCUUCGAAACGAGUUAUGGAUGGAACUAGAGGAGAUAUUAUCACAGGAGGAAGUUAUGUGGAUUCAGUUUUCCAGGUGCAAAUGGUAUCAUCAUGGUGACCGAAAUACCAGGUAUUUCCACUCUAUGGCUAGUUACAGAAAACGACAGAAUCGAAUAGAAGCCCUGCAGCUUGAUUCGGGUGAAUGGUCCUACGAUGCAGCUGAGAUUAUGAAUGUGGGGAGAAUAUUUUUUUAA